Messenger RNA from Centrocercus urophasianus (Greater sage-grouse), 648 nucleotides. RefSeq names its product chromosome unknown C2orf76 homolog (gene CUNH2orf76). The coding region runs from base 158 to 538 and encodes 126 amino acids. The record is from RefSeq and is a predicted model, not a curated record. Lineage: Eukaryota; Metazoa; Chordata; Aves; Galliformes; Phasianidae. The transcript is spliced from 6 exons.
AGUGCACACAUGGGCUGCUUCACUUGCAGGGCCAAUAAAACCCUGGGUAACUGCUUGAGAUUCCAUUGCUGCUUCUGUAGAACUACUGAAAACAAAGCCCUGAGAGGCACUCUGCUAUGAAAAGUCUCCUCAUGUGUGUUAUUUAAAAUUAAUUCUCAUGUCAGCAGAAAGCUCAACCAUCACAGUUCGCCUUGUUCGCUCCUUUGAGCACCGGAAUUUCAGGCCUGUGGUUUAUCAUGGAGUUAACUUGGAUCAGACAGUGAAGCAGUUCAUUGCUUUUGUGCAGAAGGAUGUGCCUUCAAGAACAGGUCUUCCUCCUCCUUUUAAAGCUUACAAAUACGAUACAAUGAAGAUUAUUCACCAAGCUCACAAAUCUAAGACUGGUGAUCUAGUAGUGAGUUUGGAAGAUGAUGACAAACUGAUUUUGAAAGAAGACAGCACACUGAAAGCAGCUGGAGUAGCAAAUGAGACCGAAUUAGCAUUCUUCUGUGAGGAAGAUUACAGAAACUACAAAGCUAAUCCUGUUUCGGCCUGGUGAAGAUCCCAAGAGAUUGUUUUGUUUUCCCAUACUUGUUGUAAAUCUUCCUUGCCCUGCUUAAUGACUUUUUCUUUAAAAGAUCAAUAAAUCCUCGAGGAUUGCUUUGCAAA